AUGUUUUAACCUUCUUUAAGUUGGAGACACUCAAAGCCAAGUCAGGAAAUUAUAUACUGCUUUUACCCCUGGUUCCACUUCAUUUGAGAGAGAGAGUACCGGGUGUGUGUGUGUGUGUGUGUGUGUGUGUGUGUGUGUGUUUUUGAGAAUGGAAGCAAAAGAAGCUGAAGCAGAGCUACAAGGGCAAGCUGAUAUAUGGAAAUACAUGUUGAGCUUUGCAGAUUCCAUGGCAGUGAAAUGUGCUGUGGAGCUCCGCAUAGCUGACAUUAUAAACAUGCAUGGUGGCCCAAUGACCUUGUCCCAGAUAAUAGCUGGUAUUCCUGAUGCACACUCCCCAGAUAUCAGCUACCUCACACGCAUCAUGAGAUUGCUAGUCCGCAGAAAGAUCUUCACCACACAGUCAGAUCAUCAUCCAUCAGAAGGUGGAGACACUCUGUACGGCCUGACCCACUCAUCAAGAUGGCUGUUGCAUGAUUCCAAGAUGACCCUAGCUCCUAUGCUACUCAUGGAGGACCAUCCUUUGCUAAUGGCGCCGUGGCACUGUUUCAGCCAAUGUGUCAAAGAAGGUGGCAUAGCCUUUAAAAAGACUCAUGGCCGUGAGGUUUGGGAUUUUGGUUCUGUAAAUCCUGAAUUCAACAAAUUGUUCAAUGAUGGCAUGGCUUGUACGGCCAAUAUUGUGAUGAAUACUAUUGUCUCUGAGUAUAAAGAUGGUUUUGGUUCUGUGGGAUCAUUAGUUGAUGUGGGAGGUGGGACCGGUAGUGUGCUAGCUGAGAUUGUGAAAUCCUAUCCACACAUCAAAGGUAUUAACUUUGAUCUACCACAUGUUGUUGCUAUGGCACCCAUUUAUGAUGGAAUCACACAUGUUGGAGGAGACAUGUUUGAAGCCAUUCCAAACGCUGAUGCAGUUUUCAUGAAGUGGAUCAUGCAUGAUUGGAAUGAUGAAAGUUGUGUCAAGAUUUUGAAAAAUUGCCGAAAAGCAAUACCAGAAGAGACUGGAAAAGUUAUUAUUGUAGAUGUUGUGCUACAGCCAGAGGGUAACGGUCUAUUUGAUGACACAUGUUUAGUAUUUGAUUUGCUUAUGAUUGCACAUUCCUCAGGUGGCAAGGAAAGGACUGAACUCGAGUGGAAGAAAGUAUUGGAAGAAGGAGGCUUUCCUCGCUACAAUAUCAUCAAAAUUUCAGCUUUACCAUCCAUUAUUGAGGCGUACCCAAAGUGAUAUGGUUAUGAUGUAGUCAUUAUUAUAAUGUUACUAGUUUCCAACAUAUGUAAUGCAUGAGAAAGUUUGACAAAUAAAUUGUUAUCUACAUUACAGAUUAUUUUA
This is a messenger RNA of Quercus robur (English oak), 1321 nucleotides long. RefSeq names its product xanthohumol 4-O-methyltransferase-like. The transcript has 2 exons. Lineage: Eukaryota; Viridiplantae; Streptophyta; Magnoliopsida; Fagales; Fagaceae. The coding region runs from base 149 to 1216 and encodes 355 amino acids. Gene Ontology annotation, molecular function: S-adenosylmethionine-dependent methyltransferase activity; protein dimerization activity; O-methyltransferase activity. The record is from RefSeq and is a predicted model, not a curated record. Gene Ontology annotation, biological process: methylation.